AUGGCGUACGUGCGAGUGAGUGAAGGCGUCUUGGAGGGAGAAGUUGUGAAAAACAUGUUCGGCGAAUCAUAUUGCAGCUUCAAGGGAAUACCUUAUGCAGAGCCGCCGCUUGGCAAUCUGAGGUUUAAGGCUCCACAGCCGCCCAAGUCAUGGCAAGGAGUUCGGAAAGCAACUGAGUUUGGACCUAUUUGCUAUCAAGCUGAUUUAUUCAAGAAAGAAGCGCCUUCAGGUAGCGAAGACUGUUUAUAUCUUAACGUUUAUACUCCGGACACCAAACCUGACAAACCUCUGCCUGUUAUGUUCUGGAUUCACGGAGGCGGUUUAUACUGGGGAAGUGGCAACGACGAUUUCUAUGGACCUGAUUUCCUUGUCAGACAAGAAGUGGUACUGGUCACUAUAAACUAUAGACUUGGAGCACUAGGCUUCCUUUGUUUGGGCACUGAAGAUGCGCCUGGCAACGCUGGUAUGAAAGAUCAAGUUGCAGCCUUGAGAUGGGUUAAUAAGAAUAUUAGUCAUUUUGGAGGUGAUCCAAAUAAUGUUACAAUUUUUGGCGAAAGUGCCGGUGGUUGGUCCGUUGGUUAUCAUUUGGUAACGCCAAUGUCUAAAGGACUUUUCAAAAGAGCAAUACUACAAAGCGGAAUUUGCAGUUGUCCGGAUGCUCAGACUGUUGAAUAUCGAGAAAACGCUUUAGCGCUCGCAAAAAAACUGGGCUUUGAUUCACGAGACGACAAAGAACUGUACGAAUUCUACAAAUCACAACCCUUUGAGUCAUUGAUUCUAACCAAUGAGUCGUCAAGCCACUCUGAAGCCGAUACACCUGUCCUUGAAUUGAAAUGGACAGUUGUCAGUGAAAAGCAAUUCGGUGACAAUGAAAGAUUCUUUUAUGGCGAUGUUCUUAACGCCCUUCGUAAUAAUAUUCAUGAUGGUGUAGACAUCAUGGUUGGAUACAAUGAAGAUGAAUCUGUUGGGAUGGUAAGUAUGAUGGGAAUCAACUACGUACAAGCCGAGAUAGAUAAGGCGAACAACUUGCCAAAGUUCUUUGUACCGAAAGCAUUUACAAAUUACUCCGAUAAAUUACAAUUGGAAAUUGGAAAAAAAAUUAAGGAUUUUUAUUUAAAAGGUGAACCAGCUUCGAUGAAUAACUUUGACCAAAUCUUAAAAUUCUACAAUUGUAAUUUAUUAAUAUACGAAGUGGCUGAAUUUUUGAAGCUUAGCGCGCAGAGAAACAAAACUUACUCUUAUAUAUUCACUUGUAAAUCGAAAAGGAACCUCUUUAGUCAAAUUUGUCAAGUGGACAAAUUUUACGGAGACAGAAUGUUUACAUGUCACGCUGAUGAUUUAGCUUACCUAUUUGAGUUUAAUAACAUGAAACAGGUACUCGAGAAAGACUCAAAAGAAUUUAAGAUGAUGGAGCAAGUGACAAAGUUGUGGACCAAUUUUGCCAAAUUUGGCAAACCAACUCCAAAUUCUGAUUUGGGUGUGCAAUGGCCUGAGUACUCGGUGGAAGAUAAACACUACUUGGAUAUCGGUGAACAGCUGACUGUAGGCACUGACGGAAAUGAGGUUCAGUUCUGGGAAAAUAUUUUCAUGGAGUAUCUUCCGCAAAGAUAACUUCGAACUUCGGAGAGAUAUUCAAUACGAGCAAAUUAAUAACUAUA
Hyposmocoma kahamanoa is the source of this 1658-nucleotide messenger RNA. RefSeq names its product para-nitrobenzyl esterase-like. Bases 1 to 1611 code for a protein of 536 amino acids. The transcript is spliced from 3 exons. The record is from RefSeq and is a predicted model, not a curated record. NCBI's taxonomy places the organism in Eukaryota, Metazoa, Arthropoda, Insecta, Lepidoptera, Cosmopterigidae.